Molecule: messenger RNA, 1645 nt
Organism: Oppia nitens
Lineage: Eukaryota; Metazoa; Arthropoda; Arachnida; Sarcoptiformes; Oppiidae
Product: sphingomyelin phosphodiesterase-like
Exons: 4
Coding region: 68-1645 (525 amino acids)
Biological process (GO): ceramide biosynthetic process; sphingomyelin catabolic process
Cellular component (GO): lysosome
Molecular function (GO): acid sphingomyelin phosphodiesterase activity
Source: RefSeq, a predicted model, not a curated record
AUAUGCUGUCCGUGAGGGCGCCUCCUCGGCCAUCACAUGUCUGAGCUGUCACUCCUUAUCGACAUUAAUGUUGAACGAUGUGAUCGGUGCCGACACUAUGUCACUGGCCAUUCACGAGGUGUGCAUUAUAUUACAACUAUCGUCGCCGAGAGUAUGUGUGGGACUUAUAGACCAAAUGAAAGACACCGUCAACUUUAUUAGACUCAAUACUAGACUCAAGGCUACCGAAGUUUGCGGUGUACUGUUGGGCAGUCAGUGUUUUAUUGGUCGAUCGGAUAAUAUUUUCUGGAAACUGGACAUACCUGAGCCCAUGUUAUCUCAAAAUAGCAACUAUCAGAACAUGAGAAGCAAUAGCGCCGUCGGUGUAAAGACCAGUCAGAUAUUACACUUAACGGACAUACAUCUGGAUCUGGAGUAUCGCUCCGGUAGUCAAAUCGCGUGCAACGAACCCAUAUGUUGUCGAUCGUUGGCUAUGAAUGACUCGCCUUAUAAUAACACUAAUAAUAUAACAAAUGCCGGCAUUUGGGGCUCAUAUCCAUGCGAUAUACCGUUGAGGACAGUGGAGAAUGCAUUCACAGAAAUGUUCAAAAAUACUAAACACGUGGAUCUAUGGUAUUGGACGGGAGAUAUUGUCGCACAUGAUAUAUGGAAAUAUAGUAAAGAGGAUAAUAUCAGACAUAUGGCACUACUAACUAAACUACUUGUCCAGUAUAGCAACGGUAGUCGUGUCGUACCAGUUGUUGGCAAUCACGAGACAGUUCCUGUCAAUUGUUUUCCUCCGCCUUCUAUACAAAACUCUUAUUCAAUUUCAUGGCUUUACGAUGAAUUGGCCCAACACUGGGCUCAAUGGUUGCCCAAAGAUGCCCAACAAUUGCUUCGUUAUGCCGGUUAUUAUACAUAUGUUGUCAAUAAAGGCUUUCGUGUGAUUGUUUUGAAUACAAACUACUGUUCCCGUUUAAACAUAUGGACAUACUAUGAUCCGGUAGAUCCGGCCAAUCAGCUUAAAUGGCUUAUCAAAGAGUUGGUUAUUGCUGAGAGUGACGGCUAUCGGGUACACAUUGUUGGUCACGUACCGGUAGAUAAUCGCGAGUGCACACAGGCUUGGGUGUAUAACUACUUGGCCAUAGUUGAACGGUUCCAACAUUUAAUUGUUGGCCAAUUUUUUGGUCACACACACGCCGACGAGUUUCGGCUACUCUAUUCAAAUCAUAACAUAAGCCGACCAAUUGGUGUACAAAUAUUGUCGCCAAGUUUGACCACUUUUGAACAAUUCAAUCCAUCCUAUCGUAUAAUAACUGUCCAACAAAAUGGUAUUAUCAGUGAUAUCGAGACAUUUUUCUUCAACAUAACAGAUGCCAACCAAUUGAACGGUUCAUCCGUAAGGACUCCGCUUUGGUUUUAUGAGUAUUCAAUGAAAAAUCAAUACUCAAUAACCAGUUUUACGGCAAAUCAAUUCAAUCAGUUAUAUAAUUUGAUUACCAGUUAUGAACAAUAUUUCAAUUUGUUUUAUUCAUACUAUUAUCGAUUCAGUGAUUAUUCAGUUAAUAAUAUAUGCAAUAAUCAGUGCAGACAUAAACUAUUAAGCGAUUUAAUUGUUAUCAAUCCGUAUGAAAAACUUCCCAAAUCAUUACUACAACGAGGAUAA